AGAAGUUUUUUUUUUUUUUUCUCCUCCUUUAUUUAUUUUCUCAGGUGAGACCUGACUGGAUGACCUUCCCCCCUUUUGGUUUCGUUAAGAAUCGGAUACUAAAUUGUAAAGGUGCAAGAUUUGAUUUUUAGUAAGAAGAGAAGGUCCGCAACUUCCAUCAUGGUCGCCGCCGUUGCUGCCUCAUCAUCCUUCUACCAGGUGCCAACUUCCUCCUCCUCGGCCUCGGCAAAAGCUUCGAGAGGCGUCCCCCCCAAUAGUUUGGAUGUCCGGGGCAUCGUCGCGAAGGCGGCGUCUUCUCCCGGGGGCAUGCAGGUCAAGGCAAACGCCCGAGCCAUCCCCAAGAUCAACGACACCAAGGUUGGCCUGCAAACCGACGUCGAGGAGGAUGCUGCUUCAACGGCACAGAGGACUUCAUAUGACCAAUUGCCGGACUGGAGCAUGCUGCUUGCUGCGAUCAGGACCAUCUUCUUGGCCGCGGAGAAGCAAUGGACCCUGCUCGAUUCGAAGACGAGGCGGCCCGACACGCUUGCAGAUGCAUCCGGGGUUGGGAAGUUGGUCGAGAAUGGACUUGUUCACAGGCAGAAUUUUUCUAUCAGGUCCUACGAAAUCGGGGCUGAUCAAAAAGCCUCGAUAGAGGCAUUGAUGAAUCAUUUCCAGGAAACUUCGCUUAACCAUUGCAAGUGUAUCGGCCUUAUGCAUGGCGGCUUUGGUUGCACACCGGAGAUGACUAGAAGAAAUCUGAUAUGGGUUGUCACGAAAAUGCUGGUUCAUGUCGAACGCUAUCCUUUGUGGGGAGAUGUUGUUCAAAUAAACACGUGGAUUAGUUCAUCUGGAAAGAAUGGUAUGCAACGUGAUUGGCAUGUUCAUGACCGCCAAACUGGCCUAACCAUCAUGAGGGGGACCAGUGUCUGGGUCAUGAUUAAUAAACACACGAGGAGACUGUCUAAAAUGCCUGAAGAAGUUAGAGCAGAGUUAGCCCCUUUCUUUGCAGAGCGCGAUGCUGUUUUGGACGAAGACAGCAGAAAACUUCCUAAGCUUGAUGAUGAUUCCGCAGGUUAUGUUCGAAGGGGCUUAACUCCUCAUUGGAAUGAUUUGGAUGUAAAUCAGCAUGUGAACAAUGUCAAAUACGUUGGCUGGAUUCUUGAGGAUGUUCCAUGAGCUUUAAUAGAAAUUUAGCUAAUCUUGCGGGGGAAGUGUGUAUAUAUAACUUGUUUCUAACUUUUCUCAGAUAGAUGGCUUUUAUUUUUUUUUAUUCCUUUUGAGAAUAUAGCGGUUAUUCACCAUCACUCAGGUUUGAACCCGACAUCUCUCACUUGGAAAGAAAGGCACCAAAGCUGGUGGUAGAUGGCUGUUAUAUCUGAUGCUGCUAUCUUGUAUAAAAUUGUUUCUGGUCAUUCAUCAGUUUGAUGGCGUUAGGAUGGUUAAGACAAUUCUGUAUUAUAAUUGUAUACGUACUGCAUUUUCAUAAGAUUUCUUAUUUUGGACCUUCCAUUUGCUCCUUUGGAUCUUCCCUCUGCUUCUCUAGUUGUAUUGCUGGUACAAUCUGAAGUUCCCUGAAUCUAUGUUUC
Molecule: messenger RNA, 1568 nt
Organism: Phoenix dactylifera (date palm)
Lineage: Eukaryota; Viridiplantae; Streptophyta; Magnoliopsida; Arecales; Arecaceae
Product: palmitoyl-acyl carrier protein thioesterase, chloroplastic-like
Biological process (GO): fatty acid biosynthetic process
Molecular function (GO): fatty acyl-[ACP] hydrolase activity; acyl carrier activity
Source: RefSeq, a predicted model, not a curated record